GUUCAUAGUGACUUUGGCCUGCAAUUACUUCAUUGGUCUGGAGGACCCUGAGCGUGCAGACAAGCUGGUGGCAAAGUUGGACGACUUGGCUAUGGGUAUUCAUUCCAUGGAUUUGAACUUUUCGGGGACUAUAUUCUGCCGAGCAAGCAAAGCAGCAGCUAAACUGCGGAAGGCACUCGAAAUGAUAAUCGAGGAGAAGAGGGUGAAAAUGUCUAUGGGGUUAUGAUGGAAGACUUUCUUUCACAGUUGUUGAUUGCCAGUGGAAACCAGAGUGGCCCAAAAUAUAGGCCGCCGGAGAAGAUUGUGGACACGAUGAUGGGCUUGCUGACUACUAGUUAUUGUGCUGCUGCCAGUGUUAUCACUUUCAUGGUUAAAUAUAUUGGUGGAAGACCGGACAUCUACCAAAAGAUACUUUCUGGUUAAUUAGAAUUUAGAAUAUUAUUCCUUUUUGUGCUAUCUAACUUUUCAAAAUAUUAUUAUUACCCAUUUUGUAUAUGUUUUAAUUUUGAUGCAGAACAAUAUGAGAUCAUGUCAACAAGGGAAGAUGGUGAUUCUUCACUUGGUUGGGAGCAUAUAUAUAAAAUGAAGUAUACGUGGGCUGUCACAUGUGAAACUAUGAGACAUGUAGCACCUUUACAGGGUACUUUUAGGGAGGCCAUCGCAGAUUUCUCCUUCGCUGGUUUCACAAUUCCCAAGGGUUGCAAGAUUUAUUGGGCAUUUAAUAUGACAAACAAGAAUCCAGACUAUUUUCCUGAUCCAGAAAGAUUUGAUCCUUCAAGGUUUGAAGGAGAAAAUGGGGGAUCACAUCCACCCUACUCUUUCAUUCCCUUCGGUGGAGGACCAAGAAUGUGCACUGGUAGAGACUACGCUCGCCUUGUAAUCCUCGCUUUCAUUCACAACUUCGUCAACAAGUGGUAAGUUCUAGUCCCCACUGAGAAAACUUCAGGUAGCGUGAUGACGCCAUCCCCAGCACAAGGUCUUCCAGUUCGACUCCACCCACUUUAAUAAUUAAAUAACAAUUAAUAAUAUGGAAAUUAUUGGGAUGUUAAUCUGUUUAUGUUUUAAAGUUUAAAACCAAUUUGUGUGCGUUUUGUGUGUGUGUGUUUUGUUAUUUUUCUUAUACA
Ziziphus jujuba (common jujube) is the source of this 1124-nucleotide messenger RNA. Its product is annotated as cytochrome P450 716A1-like. Gene Ontology annotation, molecular function: iron ion binding; monooxygenase activity; oxidoreductase activity, acting on paired donors, with incorporation or reduction of molecular oxygen. The transcript is spliced from 2 exons. Gene Ontology annotation, biological process: sterol metabolic process. NCBI's taxonomy places the organism in Eukaryota, Viridiplantae, Streptophyta, Magnoliopsida, Rosales, Rhamnaceae. The record is from RefSeq and is a predicted model, not a curated record. The coding region runs from base 529 to 918 and encodes 129 amino acids.